Penicillium expansum is the source of this 4740-nucleotide messenger RNA. RefSeq names its product FG-nucleoporin NUP159. The transcript is spliced from 3 exons. Gene Ontology annotation, cellular component: nuclear pore. Lineage: Eukaryota; Fungi; Ascomycota; Eurotiomycetes; Eurotiales; Aspergillaceae. Gene Ontology annotation, molecular function: protein binding; structural constituent of nuclear pore. The record is from RefSeq and is a predicted model, not a curated record. The coding region runs from base 1 to 4740 and encodes 1579 amino acids. Gene Ontology annotation, biological process: RNA export from nucleus; protein import into nucleus.
AUGGCUUUCAACUUCGGUGCGUCCAACCCCGCUGGGGGAAGCGCCUCUGCGGAGCUUGGAUCAGAGCUUCCCGAUGUCUUUACCGAUGAAGUCGGGUUCAAAGGUGUUUCCGGGGACGCCAAUAUUCGCUUCCUCCCAACGGCAUGGCCCGACAACGCGCUUCCUGCUCCUACUUCCUCACUUCUGGCUGUCGCACACACCAAAGGCCUCGUUGUUGGCGCUGGCCCAGAUGCGCUGGUAAUCAGCACCACUGAUGUCGUCAGAAAGUCCAUCGAGGCGCCAGCUGGAGAAGAUAUGGAGAAAACGAAGCCCUUCCAACCUAUCGCCACAAUUCCCCUUCCUUCUCGUCCCACCCAUGUGGCAUUCACACCGGGCGACGACGGGUUGAUUCUCGCCACGGAGAAUGGCCCCGCAAUCUCAGUUUUCGAUACAAACGCCCUCACACAAGGAAAUGCGCAACCAGCCAUUUCAAUUCCUACGAAUGGCGUGUCGCUACGAGCACUGGCACCAAACCCUGACCCUUCCUCGACACUCGUCGCGCUGGUCACUAUGAACGGAGAGCUUCUUAUCGCCGAUCUCAAGGCUGGGAGCCUACUUCCUGGACCUAAUGGCCCGGUUCUCAAGGAUGGUGUCAGCUGUGCCUCAUGGAGCAACAAAGGAAAGCAGCUUGUUGCUGGAUUGGCCGAUGGCACUGGAUACCAGAUGACCCCAGAUGGAACGAAAAAGGCUGAAGUUCCUCGGCCAUCUGAUUUGGAGGGAGAUUGCCACAUUUCAUCAAUCGCAUGGCUCGAAAACGAUGUUUUCUUUGUGACAUACACACCAAAUAUUUCGGAGGAUGAUAUGGGAAUGAACCCAGCUUCUUCAUACUACAUCAUAACCCGUCGCAAGCAGGCACCGUUCCUUAUCCAGAAAUUGCCAGAAGUCUGCUCUACUAUGGGCUUCAUGCUGAAGCGUGGUCCCGCAUACCAAUUUAUCACCAGGAUUAGAGAGUACAAGCCUCACUUGAGAGAUGUCUUGAUCGUCGCGUCAACUGCGUCGACUGACCUCGGACUCAUCACGCGAUCUGAUCAACCUCUCGCCAAUGAUGACCGAACAAAAUCUCAUGUCGGUCAGUUCAUGACUACGGAAGUAAGCGACGACACCAAACGUGCCAGUGUCCCGUUGAAGGAAUCUGGAGAUGAGACAUCGGUCAUUGGUCUGGCACAAAACCUGUCAGCCACGGAAAAUGUCGUUGCGCCGCUUCCGGGUUCCGAUAUCUUGGAGAGCUCGACGCCUCUUCCUGGGGUUCUUCUUUUGAAUAAUGAUGGUAUCCUUUCGUCUUGGUGGUUCGUUUACGCUGAUUCCAUUCGCCAAAACAUCCCGUAUUCGGGCUUGAUUUCGUCUGGUCAGGCAACCCAAGCUCCCUCUCAGCCACAGGCUGUAGCUCCAACCCCGGCCCCGGCCCCUGCACAGCAACCUGCGUUUGGCCAGUCAUCGUUUGGAGCUCCAUCGCCAUUUGGACAACCAGCUUUCGGAAAGCCGGCGGGAGCUCCAGCCUUUGGUAGCCCAUCAGCCAUGGGAGCUUCAACUAUGGGCGCGACUGCCUUUGGGAAACAAAGUGCUCCAGCAUUUGGCAGUCCGUCCCGGCUUGGUGGAAGCCCUUCCCCGGCCUUUGGAAAGACAUCGUCCCCUGCCCCUGCUCCCGCUUUUGGGACCCCCUCUCAGCCUGGCGCGUCAUUCGGCACUCCCAGUACCCCUGGACAGCCACAGUUCGGGAAGUCUGGAUUCGGAACUAUGGGAUCUGGAUUUGGGCAGUCUAGCUCCCCGGCAAACCCAUUCGGGGCCAAAGCUGUAGCAUCCGGGGGUGGUUUCAGCUCCUUCUCUGGUGGAGGCGGCUUCAGUGGCUUUGCAACAGCGAAGCCGAGCGAGUCACCAUUCGCAGCGAAGCAGUCAGGGGGGUCACCAUUUGCAGCAAAGCAGCCAGGCGAGUCACCGUUCGCGGCAACACAAUCAAAAGGGUCGCCAUUCGGAAACGCCUCUGCUGGUGAAAGUGCUUUCGCCAAGAGCUCUGCCUCGCCCUUUGGAGCCAAGCCUCAAGCCCCAACCUCGUUCCCACCUCCAGCGUCCAGUGCGGUCAAGAAUCCCUUUGGUGCCGCGCAAGGUGGCUUUGAACUCAAGUCUACCUUCAAGGGUGAUGGUUCGGCUGCCAACGACUUGCCAAAAGCAGACAAACCUUCUCCCGGAGCGUUCUCAUUUGGCGGGUCCUUUGACGAGAUGGUUUCAACUUCCCGCAAGGGAAGCUCUUCGCCGAGUGAAUCGAUGGAUGACACUGAAGAUAUCGAGCCUGUGAAUAAGGAGACAUUUUCAAUUUUCGGCGGGGCAAGAAAGCCUGCUUCAGAGACUCCCACAUCAAUGUUCAGUUCAAAGACGCAGUUUUCAAAGACAACUACUCCAGCCGAGAACACCAAGUCAGCAUUCUCGAUGUUUGGCACUACUGCUGACCAAAACCGUGUGACCAGCCCAUUGUCAGCACUGUCUGAUAAGACAGAGACACCCAAGAAGAAUUGGCCUAGCACAUCAAGCAUCGAUGUGGAGGCACCAUUGCCACCAGAUCCUAUUACCCGGGCUAGUUAUGCGGCUGGAGAUACUUCUGCUUCUUCCUCGAAGUGCUCCGCCGAGGAUGCCCCGCUUCCUCCCGAUUUCACAAAGGCAAAGAAGCCUUCACCAAAACCUGAAGAUGACGCCCCUCUACCGCCUGAUUUCCUUUCGAAGAAGAAGUCUGCACCCACGACGGACGACGCUCCUCUCCCUCCCGACUUCCUCACUAAAAAGCCUGCUCCGAAGACGGAAGACGCUCCUCUCCCUCCCGACUUCCUCACUAAAAAGCUUGCUCCGAAGACAGAAGACGCUCCUCUUCCCCCUGACUUCCUCACUCAGAAGAAGUCUGUACCCAAGGCUGAUGACGCUCCCCUUCCUCCAGACUUCCUAACCAAGCCCAAAAAGUCCGAGGCUGCGGUUAUCCCAGAGGACGCACCUCUGCCACCUGACUUUACCGCAAAGCCAAAGACCAAACCUUUCGAGGAGGCAAUUCCAAUCCCUGAUGAAUCUGAUGAAUCUGGUAUCUCCGAUGGAGACUCUGAGGCCGCAGAUGAGUCAGACUUCAGUGAUAGCGGCGAAGAAAUAACGCACGACGAAGCAUUCAUCGCUAAAUCUAAGCAAUCGGCUCAGAGCUCGUUUGGUGCUGUUUCUGCUGUUUCCGAGCAAAGCUCCACCGGAGGUUUCUUCAGCAGCCCUGCUCGCAACGCAGAUGAUAAAGGCCGCCUUCCCCGGCAGCUAUUUGGGGAGAUCCCUAAGCAGCCACUGCUUCCUCCCCCGGGACCUGUUGCCCAAGGUAAUCGUGAACCCUACCGAUCACCGAGUCCCGUUCGGAUCGGAGGGAAAAAGAACGUGUUAUUCUCCGAGAGGCCACAUACCCGUAAGGGGUCCACAGGCGCGUUGCACUCGCGUAAAGCAUCUCUCACCCAUAUUGCCCAGCGUGAUGGCCGCUUGAGAAAGGCUAGCGAUGUUGCCCGCGAGGAGCAAGAGAAGCAAGCACGCGCACAUGCAGCAGCUCAACUUCAGGAAGAUGAUGUCCUAUCUUUGUCAGACGACGACGAGGAUGAUAGACUCCGCGAUGAACUGGCUCAGCCCGUUGAGCCUGUUGAUACGCUGGAUCCAUUCUUGCCCCACCAAAACUACAUGGGCGAGACUGCGAAGCCAGGUAUUGCCGGCCAGGUCGAACGACUCUGUCGUGACAUCAACUCUAUGGUAGAUACAUUGGGAAUAAAUGCCAGGUCAAUGGCGGGAUUCCUUCUGCACCAGCAACCCAAGAAACCCUCUGAUAUUGAUGAUUGGGUGAUGGUCCUCAACAGCGACCAACCCGCUGAGAUUCUCGACAAGAAGAUGACCUUGAAGGACAUUGAGAGCUUUGAAGAGCUGAUUGCUUCAAUUGCGCAAUCAUUGGAAAACCAGCGGGUGCAAGGAGUGGAUGAAAAGCUCGAUGCAUGCCGUGACCUGCUCACAAAGCAGGUUGUCACCCUGCGAGGCCAGUUCGCAAGCAUCCGCAAGACUCUUGACGCACACACCGACGUCGGUGCUAUUCUCGAAGCACCCCUUUCUGCCGAGCAAGGUGCACUCCAGCAUGAUCUACGAACCACAUUCACGAACAUCCAGGUCAAUAUGGCCGCCCUUGAACAGGCAGUCUCCCUCCUGCGUGCCAAAAUCGCCGAUGUUCCGCAGGCAAAUGGUACAGGCAGGAACCGACCAACCGUCGAGGCUGUCACCAAGACCAUUGCUACAAUGAUGAGCAUGGCCGAGGGAAAGAGUACAGACAUUGAUGUUCUCGAGGCACAGAUGCGCAAGCUCGGCGUGGACAUUGCUCCCACAGGACCCCCAAGCCGCGAGGCCUCCCCCUUCUCUACUCCUCGCAAGAAUGUUGCUGGUCGUAUUCCCAUGACUCCUGGGUCGCGAGGCUCGAUUGACGGUAGCGCCUAUCACACUCCCGAUUCCGUCUCACGCGGUCUCAACUUUCGGGCCAGCAUCAAUGGCUCAGUGAGACAGAGCCGUCUCCGUAGCGUGGAGGGUGCUGGCGAGCCUGCCCUCCCGCAAGAAGAUGCCGUCCAAUACAAGGCUAAGAAGUCGCGUCGCCAACACUUGAAUGGCAACUUGAAGAAGGCCUUUGAGGACAAGCAGGUCAAGGUGCGCGGCGUUGAUGACUGGUAG